GGGGGCUGAGGGCUGCGGGACGGGGAGCCGUCCCGGCGCUGCGGGGUCGGGGAUCGCGGCGGUGCGGCCCUUCCAGGCGCUCCCUGCCCUGCACGGCACGGCGAUACCCCUUUCCUGCCCGCUCGGUAAACACUGAUGUCAUUCCCCUCUUGCGUAAUGGAGCUGCGUGCCGCUGCCGUGCGGCGCUGGGAUGGCAGCUCUGCGAUGGCAGCACCGCGUCCCCCCUUCCGACGGCGACAGCAACGGGGGCUCCUCGGGAAGGAGGGCGGCAGAGCAGCUCUGUUGCUUUCAGUGCGAUGCGAGCACUCUAGGUGUUUUCAGGUCAUGGUAAGAAUCACAAAGACGCUGCCUCGGUCAGGGCCACGCAUCCCAUCCCUGCAGCUUGUGGCAUUUAUUACUUCGAAGUGAAGAUUGUCAGUAAAGGGAGAGAUGGGUAUAUGGGAAUAGGACUUUCUGCUCAAGGGGUCAACAUGAACAGGCUUCCUGGAUGGGAUAAACAUUCCUAUGGGUACCACGGUGAUGAUGGGCAUUCCUUCUGUUCCUCGGGGACAGGGCAGCCCUAUGGCCCUACGUUCACAACUGGAGAUGUCAUCGGUUGCUGUGUCAACCUCAUCAACAAUACCUGCUUCUACACAAAAAAUGGCCACAGUUUAGGUAUAGCCUUUACAGACCUCCCUUCAAACCUGUACCCUACAGUGGGCCUCCAGACUCCAGGAGAGAUAGUGGAUGCCAACUUUGGGCAGCAGCCAUUUGUGUUUGACAUUGAGGACUACAUGAGGGAGUGGCGAGCAAAGAUUCAGAGCACCAUUAAGCGGUUUCCCAUAGGAGACAGGCUAGGCGAGUGGCAAGCCAUGCUGCAGAAUAUGGUUUCUUCAUAUUUGGUUCAUCAUGGGUACUGUUCAACAGCAACUGCCUUCGCCAGAGUCACAGACACUGCAAUCCAGGAAGAACAGACCUCAAUAAAGAACAGACAAAGAAUACAGAAGCUAGUAUUAGCAGGCCGAGUUGGAGAGGCUAUAGAAGCCACCCAGCAGCUCUACCCUGGCCUCCUAGAACAUAACCCCAACCUGCUCUUCAUGUUAAAGUGUCGGCAGUUUGUGGAGAUGGUGAAUGGGACAGACAGUGAAGUCCGUUGUUUCAGUGCACGCAGCCCCAGAUCCCAGGACAGUUACCCUGGGUCCCCCAGCUUAAGUCCCAGACACGGAUCCAGCAACUCACACGUUCAUAGUACUGGAGCAGAUAGUCCUACCUGUAGCAAUGGAGUCAUGUCCACAAAAAGCAAACAGAGCCACAGUAAAUACCCAACACUGAGUUCAUCUUCGUCAUCUUCCUCCUCCUCCUCCCCCUCAUCUGUGAACUACUCAGAGUCCAAUUCUACAGAUUCUACCAAAUCUCAGCAGCACAGUAGUACGAGUAACCAAGAAACCAGCGACAGCGAGAUGGAAAUGGAGGCUGAGCACUACCCCAAUGGAGUCCUGGAAAAUUCAUCCACCAGGAUAAUGAAUGGCACCUACAAACACGAAGAGAUCCUGCAGACAGAUGAAUCCAGCAUGGAAGACAGCUGUCCCCAGAGGCAGCUCUGUGGAGGGAACCACGCUGCCACCGAGCGAAUGAUCCAGUUUGGACGGGAGCUGCAGAUGCUGAGUGAACAGCUGUGCAGAGAAUACGGGAAGAAUACAGUGCACAAAAAGAUGCUUCAGGAUGCAUUUAGCUUGUUAGCUUACUCAGACCCUUGGAACUGCCCUGUUGGUCAACAGCUGGACCCAAUCCAGAGGGAACCUGUGUGUGCUGCUCUUAAUAGUGCUAUUUUGGAAUCUCAGAACCUGCCAAAGCAGCCCCCACUGAUGCUUGCCCUGGGCCAGGCCUCGGAGUGUUUGCGACUCAUGGCUCGUGUGGGCUUGGGCUCCUGUUCCUUUGCCAGAGUAGACGACUAUUUGCACUAGCCACCAGAGCAGGAUGGAGCUGACAUCGUCGAGUGCUGCCCUUCACCCUCCGUUGCUGCCACUACAACGCCACCUCGUCUGUAGCCUGAGCUCCCACCAACACCCCCUCUAGCACACACACACACUGCCUGUGAAAGGAUCUAUUCCCUCACCACGUGGCCAUUCCUGACCCAGGAGUGACUGGCAGACCUGACCUGUCUCCCCGCCACCGCUGCGGCUCCGGCGGCACUCAGUAUUUCGCUGGUUAUUCUAAUGUAGCGCCUUCCAAUGUAGGGAUUUCUCUUUGUUUUGAUUUGAGUUGUUUCUCAUGGAUCCACCAGUAUUUUAUCUGGAGAGUUUCGCUGAGCUGGUUUCUGCUGAUUUACGGAGGAAGCUCGUGGAGUUGGUGACGCCUUGUUCUCUUCUUCCCUCCCUCCUCCAUCCGUGCACAUGCAACAUCAUCUUCUGUGCUAGUUACCUGAACUCUUCUCGCAGUGGCAGUUCAGAGGGAUUUAUUUUUUUUUUUAAUUUUAUUUGAAUCCUGUUUAUUAAAAAGGUCUCUUCCACCUCCACAAAGUCAUUGAUGUAUUUAUUGCCCAGAGACUUGGGCCCAACCAUGCACUUCCCACAUCCCCGCAGUGAGGUGCAUCCUGUCCUAUGCUAACCAUGGGAACUGGAUUUGGAGGAACUCGGUCUUUCCUGUCUCUGUGAGUAGGAAAAGUAGAAGAUUUGGCAUUGCCUUUGUCAGUGGCUGCAUGCUAGGAACAUCUCAGCCUCUGAGAAAUGGGUAAAUCUGGCAGCUAAGAGGGACAGGGCUAACCAAUGUGAAGUCUCCUGCUAUAUUGAUGAUGGUAAGGAAGAGCUGUGGAUGCUGCCAAGUUGGGCUGUUGGUUUUUGUGCUGCAUCACAAAAUCCCUGUUUUUCUCCAUGCAGAAGGGCUCUGCUACUAAGACUCUAUACAAUAGUAUGUAGUGAAUGAUCACUGCUACAUUCUAUUGUUUUGAGAUGACUGAUUUGAAAUGUGCUCAGCCUUGCAGGGUGCAAAUGCUCAGAUCAGGUUGCAGGUUGGGAUCAGUGCCAUCUUUUUACCCACUUAGAAAGGAAGGGCAAUAUUUCUUUGAGGAUUAAGAAUGCAAUUUUAGUUCCAGGUCCAAAAGUGACCAGCAAGGAUCUGUGGGUGAGUAACCUCCAGGUAAGAUGGACGUGGUAAUGUGUCACUGCUGGGACUUUGAGUGCUGCUAAGGCUUUGGUAUUCAAACCAUUUGCCAGCAAGUAUUUUUAAGUAUAUUUUGUGCUGGUCUACCAUGUGAGAAAGAAAGUUGGUGCCAGAACUCUGCCACUGAGCUGAGAGCUCUGAGAGUUCACUGCAUUUA
This is a messenger RNA of Phasianus colchicus (ring-necked pheasant), 3295 nucleotides long. It is a transcript of the gene RANBP10, whose product is annotated as RAN binding protein 10. Lineage: Eukaryota; Metazoa; Chordata; Aves; Galliformes; Phasianidae. The record is from RefSeq and is a predicted model, not a curated record. Gene Ontology annotation, molecular function: protein binding.